Messenger RNA from Strongylocentrotus purpuratus (purple sea urchin), 2065 nucleotides. RefSeq names its product dehydrogenase/reductase SDR family member 11. Lineage: Eukaryota; Metazoa; Echinodermata; Echinoidea; Camarodonta; Strongylocentrotidae. The transcript has 8 exons. Bases 101 to 856 code for a protein of 251 amino acids. The record is from RefSeq and is a predicted model, not a curated record.
AUCAGUUUGUAACUUCCACUGUUAGCUGGAUUACAGGCGCACGCCACAACACCUAGUGAUCUUGCUUCCGAUUAAUAAAGGGGUAAAAUUCUUUAGUGCAAUGGAGAGAUGGGUUGGAAGAGUUGCCCUGGUAACUGGUGCAUCUGUUGGUAUUGGAGAAGCAAUAACUAGAUCCCUUGUGAGGCAUGGAAUGAUAGUCGUUGCCUGUGCUCGUGGAGUGGACAAAAUACAGGCAAUGAAGUUAGAGCUUGAAGCCGAGUCUGCGUGCGGAAAGCUUCAUCCUAUCCAAUGUGAUCUUACUCAGAAAGAUCAGAUAGCUGCCAUGUUUAAAGAGAUCAAGAAGGAGUAUAAAGUAGUCCAUGUUUGUAUCAACAACGCAGGUAUUAGCUUUGAAGCUGGUCUCAUCAAAAGCAACCCAGAAGAUUGGCAGAUGGUGUUAGAUGUAAAUAUCAUGGCUCUGUGUAUUUGCACACAAGAAUCAAUAAAAUUGAUGCUGGAAAACAAAGUGAAUGAUGGACAGAUUAUACAUCUCAAUAGUAUGUCUGGUCACAGAGUGGUAGGAGAAAGUUUUUACUGUGGAACUAAGUACAUGGUGACAGCUUUGACAGAAGGUUUAAGGAAUGAGCUGAGGGCAAUGAAGACCAACAUCAGAGUUUGUGGUAUUUCACCAGGUAUUGUCGAGACUGAAUUUGCGUUCAGGAAGUUACAUCAAGAUCCCGCCGAAUGCACAUUUUACCAAGAAAAUCCUGGUCUGAAAGCAGAAGAUGUUGCGAAUCAAGUCAUUCACAUUCUUCAGCAGCCUGCUCAUGUCCAGCUUCAUGACAUUUUGAUGCGAGCUACUGAACAGGUGUUGUAAGAGGAUUCAAUUUCAGGCACUAUUGAGAGCCCACUAAUUUGGUUUAUUAUUGUGUGUGAGAUGAGAUUUAUUGCUGGGGUCUUGUAGUAAUUAGAGAUUGAGCUAUGAAUACUAAUCAAGGACAAGAUAUGGAAGUAAACCUAAAAGAAAUUUAUGUUAAAGCGAAAUGCAAUCAUCUCCAGCUGGUUAAGGUACUUACAUACAUGUACAUGAAAAUAACACAACGUGAUGAAUAUGUAGAACCUGUGUAAAUUGAACAAAAUUGUAUGCUACCAUUGUUUCCUUUAUCUAAUAUGAAAAACAAGGUAAAUUUAUUUGGAAUACUUAAGGUCCGUGCAAACUACAAUGUCUAUUUAAAUGACAACUACCAUUAAUACAUUUUGUAUGACCGAAGCUGUUUAAUGACACAUUUUAUUAACGUACAUGUACAUGUAGUUGCUAGAAUUCUAUUAACAUUGUAUUCACUCUGUAUAAGCAUCGCACUAAGAUGCGGAAACUUAUAGUUAUGUCCAAUAAAGACAAAUACAAACAUCAUUCUUUUGAUAUUCUACAGUGUAUGUACAAUUUGGAAAUAGCAAUAGAAAUUAUUAAUACUACAUUUUUGUUUCAGUAAUAAAAGGAGGCAAAUGUUUCUUAUUGAUUACAAUACUUAAUAUAUUUCAAUUUUUACUUGCAAAAUGUUUGUUAUCCAAACAUUUGUGUAAUAUGUAAUUUUUUAAUCAAAUUAACUACUUAAGAGAGCGCUAAAAACUCACCUUUUUGAUGAAUGCUUCGAUUAAUUAUUAUGUAAACGUACAUUAAACAUUGUAAAGCGCUUUGAGAGGACCUUCGAUCCUAAAAUGCGCUAUAGACUGAAGAACGAACUAUUAUUAUUAAAGAAUUUUUAUGAGACUUAUACAAAAAAAAUAUUACAACUCUUCUUCUGAUACGCCUUCUUUGAGGGAAUUUGUAUUGAAUUAAAAAAUGCCAUGAGGUUCAAAUCAAUCAUACAUUUACUAUUUCAUUGCAAUUAAAUAGUCAAAUAUGAAACAUUCAUAAAUUGAUGACGAACUAUAAAUUAUGUAAAUAGUUUUACAGAAUUGUAACCGUUUUCAUUUUGGCUGAAUUAUUUUAAAAUACAUACAUGUAUCCCCAUGUAACAAUUAUGUAAUCAUAACAAGACUAGAUUGUUUGUAAAUGUAUUGUAUGGUUAUAAAACAAAAUUGAAGG